Messenger RNA from Cricetulus griseus (Chinese hamster), 3226 nucleotides. Lineage: Eukaryota; Metazoa; Chordata; Mammalia; Rodentia; Cricetidae. The record is from RefSeq and is a predicted model, not a curated record.
UCUUCUUGGCUCUCCCAUGGAGGAGGCGGCGCUCACUGCAGUCCCGGAUGCACGAACUUCCCGCGGGACGUCGCCGGAGGCGGUGGCCGUGUGCGCGAGCUGCCUGCGUGGGGGUGUGAGCGGGCACCUGGGUCGGGUCCCGGAGGGAGCCGCGUCGCCCGCCGGCCUGCGACUGCCCUAAGGGUGGAACUGCUCUGCCAUGGUUAAAUACUUUAAAUGGGAAUAAAGAAUAGCAUUCCUAAGAAAAUGAAAAUGAAUAAAUCGUCUCUGCUCUUAAAAAGAAAGACCAUAUUUAAUUUACAUAUUUGAAGACUGUACCUGCCUCCAGUACAAGCAGUUUCUGUGUUCUGUGAUCAAUGUCACUCACAGGAACUUAAGUAACAAACGAAAUGAGCCUGGGGCGUGGAAAAUAUGACUUUUAUAUCGGUCUGGGGUUGGCUAUGACCUCCAGCAUUUUCAUUGGAGGGAGUUUCAUUUUGAAAAAAAAAGGUCUUUUACGACUAGCCAGAAAAGGCUCCAUGAGAGCAGGUCAAGGUGGCCAUGCAUAUCUUAAAGAAUGGUUGUGGUGGGCUGGACUGCUGUCAAUGGGAGCUGGUGAAGUGGCCAACUUUGCUGCGUAUGCGUUUGCUCCAGCUACACUGGUGACUCCGCUAGGCGCUCUCAGCGUUCUUGUAAGUGCCAUUCUGUCUUCAUACUUCCUAAAUGAAAGACUUAAUCUUCAUGGGAAAAUUGGGUGUUUGCUAAGUAUUCUAGGGUCUACAGUUAUGGUCAUUCAUGCUCCAAAGGAGGAGGAGAUUGAGACCUUAAGUGAAAUGUCACAUAAGUUAGGUGAUCCAGGUUUUGUUGUCUUUGCAACAUUUGUGGUCAUUGUGGCCUUCAUAUUCAUCUUUGUGGUAGGACCUCGACAUGGACAGACAAACAUUCUUGUGUAUAUAACAAUCUGCUCUAUGAUUGGAGCAUUUUCAGUCUCCUGUGUGAAGGGUUUGGGCAUCACUAUCAAGGAGCUGUUGGCUGGAAAGCCUGUUCUGCAGCAUCCCCUGGCCUGGAUUCUGCUGCUUAGCCUUGUGGUCUGUGUGAGUACACAGAUUAAUUACCUAAACCGGGCUCUGGAUAUUUUCAACACUUCCAUUGUGACUCCAAUAUAUUAUGUGUUCUUUACAACUUCAGUUCUGGCUUGUUCAGCUAUUCUUUUUAAAGAAUGGCAAGAUAUGCCUGUUGAUGAUGUCAUUGGGACUUUGAGUGGCUUCUUCACAAUCAUUGUGGGGAUAUUUUUGUUGCAUGCCUUUAAAGAUGUCAGUUUUAGUCUAGCAAGUCUGCCUGUAUCUUUUCGAAAAGAUGAAAAAGCAGUGAAUGGCAGUCUUUCUAGUAUGUAUGAAGUUCUUAAUAAUAACGAAGAAGGUUUACCCUGUGGGAUUGAACACACUACUGGUGAUACCAUCUCCCGUAGAAAUGGAAAUCUGACAUCUUUUUAAGGAUAUGAUUGAAAACCUAUAAUUGUUAAGUGAUUUUUGAGUAUCAGAAUGUAUCUGGGAAAAAAAAAACUGUCCUCAAAUAAUGUCCUCUGAAGACAAUCUUUUUUAAGUUUUCACUAAUUUGGAUCAAGAAAUUACUUUUCUUAUAUUUAAACAAUGGUAGCUCACUAAAAUGACCUCAGUACAUGGCUAAUUUCUAGUAACAUUGUAUUAUUAUAAAGGUAUUUUACAUUUUUAUUCAUUCUCCAGAAAUCUAAAUGCACUAAUGACAAUUUUAAGCCUAUAAGCCUAUAAAAAUGUUUUAUUUUUUUUCAUUGGUGAUGAACAUUAAAAUGUACAUUUGUGAUUCCUAUUCCAUCAAUCCCUCACCAUACUAAGGUUUUUGAUUAUAAAUAUAUGUGUGUGUGUGGUUCCAAGAAAAUAAUUCUCAGGUGGUGAUUUGUCACCCAAACAUCUGGUUUCCCACUCGAAUUUGAUGGCCUCCUUUUGGAAAGCACCAGUGUCCAUAGUGACUAGAGGUACUUCCUGUGUCCAUAGUGACUAGAGGUCAUCUCAUGUGAGCUCUUGGACAUUUCGGUAUAUGUUCAUGAUGGACUGUGUUGUCAUUCAGCCCUUUUAACAACUCUGGGAUGUCAAAGAUGACUUGUUCAGUUUUUUUUUUUUUGGUUUUUGAGACAGGGUUUCUAUGUGUAGUCUUGGCUGUUCUGGACCUCACUCUAUAGACCAGGGUAGGCUCAGACUCAGAGACCUGCCUGCCUCUGCCUCACAAGGACUGGGAUUAAAGGUGAGUACCACCACCACCUGGCUCAUGCAGUUUGUUAAAUUUAGAAACUCAUGCUUGGAUAAAAUGACAAGUUGGAACAAGGUCCUUACUCUGAUUCCAAAUGCUUAGAUUUAAAAUGUUUCUAAAAGAUGGUCUCUUAUUUUGCUUAAGAGUUUAAACCUUACACAUUUUGGUUUUUUUAGAAACUGUGAAGAAUGUUUAUGGAAAGAUGAGAACAAGUACAAAAAAAACUAGGCCAAUGUUAGGAGCACUUUCCAGCUUGACCUUCCCAUUUCUUAAGUCAUGUAUUGGCCAAGCAAACAAACACACACCCUUCCCUCCAGACUACCCCAUUAACAGGAAGAACUGAAUUUAGGACCUAUGCUUGUUUUCUGUUCCUGACCAUGGCUGCAUAGUGGCUUAGUACCAGCUUUGUGAAAUCUUCAUUUUGGGGAGUGUGGGUGGGUGGGACAGCUUUGUCUUACUAUUGCCACUCUGAGGAGCUCUUACCUUUUUUCUCAGCUGCCAUCUGGGUGUCAAUAUUCUACACAAAUGUUCUUACACUGAGCUACAUUUCCAGCUUUCCUAUGUAACUUCAAUACCAGAGAUAAUAGUUUGUUUUCCCCUUCCCACAGAUAACUGUAAGUCUGUUUAUGUACUGUAUGUCUUAUUUUUGCACAUGUAAAAAAGCCAGUGUUCAUUCCCUUUGGAAUGAAAAGUUUCCUCAUUGAGAAUGUGUUGUACGUAAAACACUUUAUACGUACAUAAUCUUGUAUACAAGCAUUUAUUUGGGCUAUCAUUUGGUAGUAUAGUCAUCAACUUUUAAAAUCUACACUUCAUAGAGUACAGAUGCAAUUACCACUUCAUAUCAACAAAAAUACUUUAGGUAACUUUUUGAUAAUAGGCUUAUUAAAGAUGUAACUCAGGUUUACAGUACAGCAGGAUAGUACCUGUGUUUUAUUUUCUGUGUAAUAAACUCAAAGCUUUUGGA